Molecule: messenger RNA, 1121 nt
Organism: Eucalyptus grandis
Lineage: Eukaryota; Viridiplantae; Streptophyta; Magnoliopsida; Myrtales; Myrtaceae
Product: GTP-binding protein SAR1A
Exons: 3
Coding region: 284-865 (193 amino acids)
Biological process (GO): vesicle organization; endoplasmic reticulum to Golgi vesicle-mediated transport; intracellular protein transport
Cellular component (GO): COPII vesicle coat; endoplasmic reticulum exit site
Molecular function (GO): GTP binding; GTPase activity
Source: RefSeq, a predicted model, not a curated record
CUCUGUCUCUCUCUUUCUCUCACUGUCCCAGCAAAUUCCUUGCUUCCAUCGCCCUCGAUCCAAUUAGGGCAAGCGCAAAAAGCAAUCGGAUUCGCGCGCCAUCUCCUCCCUCGCGCGUGCUGAUCGCUAGGUAGCAGCCGAGCUCGAUCCCCGCCGUCUCGCCUCCCCGCGAUCGCCGCCGGCCGGCCCUAUCGGCGAUUCCCUCAUCCCUUCCCCCCCCGGCGGGAGCUCUGCUGGGAGCCGAGAUCGCGAGAGUGAGAGAGAGAGAGAGAGAGAGAGAGAGAUGUUCCUGGUGGACUGGUUCUACGGCGUCCUGGCCUCGCUCGGCCUGUGGCAGAAGGAGGCCAAGAUCCUGUUCCUCGGCCUCGAUAAUGCCGGCAAGACCACCCUGCUCCACAUGCUGAAGGACGAGAGACUAGUUCAGCAUCAGCCCACGCAGUAUCCGACGUCUGAGGAGUUGAGUAUUGGGAAAAUCAAGUUCAAAGCUUUUGAUUUGGGAGGCCAUCAGAUUGCUCGCCGAGUUUGGAAGGAUUACUAUGCCAAGGUGGAUGCCGUUGUCUACCUGGUUGAUGCUUAUGACAAGGAGAGGUUUGCAGAAUCAAAGAAGGAACUGGACGCACUCCUCUCUGAUGAGGCCCUUGCGAAUGUUCCGUUCCUUGUAUUGGGAAACAAGAUUGACAUACCGUAUGCUGCCUCUGAAGAUGAACUGCGAUACCAUCUUGGUUUGACCAACUUCACCACUGGAAAGGGAAAGGUAAAUCUAGCAGACUCAAAUGUCCGUCCCCUAGAGGUAUUCAUGUGCAGCAUCGUUCGCAAAAUGGGCUAUGGCGAUGGUUUCAAGUGGCUUUCUCAGUACAUUAAGUAGGUUUUGAUCCAGAUGAUGCAGUACAGCGUCCCCUGAAAAAAAAUCUGUUCAGCAUUCACCCUCCUGUUGUUUUAGCCCUGUGUCGGCUUUAGACUGGAUAUAUGUUGUGAAUGUGUUUGGAAGAAGGAAUUGUUGUUCUCUCUGUAAAAUUUACUUGUGGCAACAGGGUAGUCUCUCUGGUAUUGUAGUUUGCUGAUCAAGUUCUCUAUGCCUUGCUAUAAUUGGAACAUACGGUUCUAUUUUUUGUUGCCAAAAA